AUGUCGGUAUCGUCUCCGAUGCUGUUAGGUGGCGUGCCUGCGCUUCCGCUCCGAGGAGAAGCGUCGUCAACUUCGAAGCGUCCUGGAGUUUGGAGCAGCCGUCAAACCUCCUCGUCUUCUCGUUUAAAUUCUUCUCCUUUUCCUUCUUCUUUUCCUUCAUCAUCAUCGAAAAGGAGCAGACGAGGAGGAAGAGGACGCGCACGAGUACAUGUGAACGCGUUGUUCGGCGGUAAAGGAGGCGACGGUGCCUCGAAAGAGACGUCGACAUCAUCGUCCGGGACCAAGACAAAGGGAAAGGGAUCAUUGGCAUCGGGGGAUAAGAAACAGAAGAAAAAGUCAGCUCCUUCUUCUUCUACUCCUUCUUCGUCUUCGGCGGGCGAAAGCGCGACGAAUGCAACUGGAAAGAAGAAAGCAUCGUCCUCCUCCACGUCGCCGAAGAAGAGAAGUACGAAAGGGGAAACGAUUUUGACCGAUCCUUCGUUCGGGGGCGUGCGUUGGUUUCGUAGGCAAAAGAAAAAAGCGUACGAGUAUUGGAGAGCGCGAUCGGAUCGAGGGCACUUGCAAGUAGGCUCUUGGGGUCAAAACGCGAGAAUGCCACGGUAUCUACCACAGUCUUCCUAUAUUCCCGGGGACGCGUCCUCGAAUCCGUAUUUACGAAACCAAAAGAAGCUCUCUAUCGAGGACUUGCAGUUUACGCAAAUGGGUCGUGCGAAGCUUCAAAAGCACAGGCAAUCCAUCGCAUAUUCAAGGUUUUGUUUAGAUUUAAUCGAGGAAAGAAUUGACGAGGUAUACGUAGACGUUAUCGGUCAAAUAGCGAGAUAUUACGCGGUAUACCCGGACGGUAGACUCGCGGUUUGUCAAGUGCCGACGCUAGACAGUCGAGAACUUCGAGACCUUUUCAGAAUGCUCGAGAUUAAUCCCAUGCCUUUGAAAGAGGAGAGCACGUUCUCUUUGGAAACUGUGCUUCCAGACGGAAGUUCAGUGGACGCGAAAACAGGUUUUGCGAGCAAUUACUUCAUUCCCGGCUUUUUGAUCUUUGUAAUUUGGGGCGCCGUUUUCUACAUGACGCGUUUCCAAGAAGAUUGGGACGAUCGACAAAGAUUGUUAGAGAUUGAUCGUCAAAACGAAGAGCGUGCCGCCAUGGAAAAAGAAGACGCGAUGCUCAUUCGCAUCAAAGAUUCCAUGAUUGGGUUAAAAGAUAAAGAAGGGAAAGACGCCAAACGGUAUAAGGAAUUGCAAAAAGAAUUUCAGAAUCGCCAAGCGGGUUUGAUACAAGAGGCGGAAAUGAAGAAAGAAAAGCAGAUGCGAAAGUUGAGCAAGAAAGCGCGAGAAAGCGAAGAAAGAGGCGAAGCUGGAAUUUUCGAUCCAAAAGCGAAUGCAUUUUUAGAGCUAGGUGCGAGAGUCGUAAAAGCGCGAACGAAACAAGGGCAAGAGGAAGCAGUAGAGGAGAAGAAAGAUACGGAAGAGAAAAAGAAGAAGAAAAAAGAAGACGGCGAUAAAGAAGAAGAGGGAAAAGAUUCCAGACGUAAGAUGAAGAAAGGGAAACUGAAUUCCAAGAUGGCCAUGCGCGAUCACGACAGUAAAGUAGUUCUCUUCGAAGACGUUGCCGGUAUCGACCAGGCCAAGGUUGAAUUGACUGAAGUCGUCGAUUUCUUUUUGAAACCUGAAAAAUUUAAAGCGUCGGGAGCGAGAACGCCGAAAGGCGUCUUGUUAACGGGUCCUCCGGGGUGCGGGAAGACGCUUCUCGCCCGUGCCGUCGCCGGUGAAGCUGGCGCCACGUUUUUCUCCAUCACUGCUUCCGAGUUUGUCGAGAUGUUUGUCGGUGUAGGGGCUGCUCGCGUGAGAGAUUUGUUUGCGCAAGCCAAGAGACAAGCGCCGUCGAUUAUUUUCAUCGACGAGCUCGAUGCGGUUGGAAGACCUCGAGGUGGAGGUGGUUCAGGGAACGACGAGCGAGAUCAAACGUUGAACCAAAUGUUGGUCGAGCUCGAUGGUUUUGCUACAGAUACGCAAGUUGUUGUGAUUGCUGCUACGAACAGAGCGGACGUUUUAGAUUCUGCGCUCGUCAGAGCCGGUAGAUUCGAUCGUAAAGUUGUUGUCUCUUUACCAGAGUUUAAAGGAAGAAUGGCAAUUUUACAAGUUCACUGUAAAGAUAAAAAAUUAGCGGAAGAAAUCGACUGGGUUACGUUAUCGGAAGAAAUGGACGGAUUUUCAGGUGCACAGCUCGCUCAAGUCGUGAAUAUGGCGUGCUUGCAAGCGGCGAAGGACAAUCGAGAGUCGCUCACAAAUGCCGAUUUUAGAACUGCCUUGGAUAUAGAAAUAAUGGGGAAGUUGUUGCCGUUCACCAUCGGUCCCGAAAACGAAAAGCGCUUGGCGUUGAUUCACUCUGCAGCGGCUAUCGCCUACGAAAUGCACGUGCCUGACAUCGCAAGAGUAUCUUUCGUCACAGUCUUGGCGCGCGAAUCCAACACCACCGGUCAAGUUUGUUUGCUCUCAGAACCGGACAACGAUCGAACGAAAAUUUUUACCAAAUCGUUUCAUCGCCGACUGAUGCGAGUAGCUUACUCUGCUGGUUGCUUUGAGGAAUUAUACUACGGUUUCGAUAAAAACUCCAAAGCUUCGGCGGCGUACGAUGGGCGAGCUCGUGAACUCGCCAUUAGUAUGGUUCACGAAGCUGGCAUGUCUGACGUGAAAGAUUCGUACUUUGCGCUUUCGAUCAAUUACGAUGUGCUCGAAUUGUCAACGUUCUUGAAAGAUAAAAGAAGAGGUUAUCUCCUUUCUAAUGUCGAUAAAGAGAUGUAUUCGAAGGCCGAAUUUGAAAUUCGAGACAUUAUGCGCCAAAGUCGAAACGAAGCUAUGGAGUUUGUAAAAAGACAGAGACCGGCAAUCGAGGAACUCGCGCGACGCGUUCUCGCGAGCGAAAAGAAGACGGUUUUGAGUUAUGAAAUUCGAGAAAUCAUUGAGAAAUUUGGUGUCAAGGAAGACAUUGAAACCACCGUGGGGCCGCUGGGAAGCUCGAGAAAACCUAUCGCCGAAUGGGAUUCAGAAGGAAUACCGACAAACUUACGAUCAAGAUAA
This is a messenger RNA of Bathycoccus prasinos, 3075 nucleotides long. Its product is annotated as ATP-dependent metalloprotease FtsH. Gene Ontology annotation, molecular function: metalloendopeptidase activity; ATP-dependent peptidase activity; ATP binding. NCBI's taxonomy places the organism in Eukaryota, Viridiplantae, Chlorophyta, Mamiellophyceae, Mamiellales, Bathycoccaceae. The coding region runs from base 1 to 3075 and encodes 1024 amino acids. The record is from RefSeq and is a predicted model, not a curated record. Gene Ontology annotation, biological process: proteolysis. The transcript has a single exon. Gene Ontology annotation, cellular component: chloroplast thylakoid.